AUGCAAGAAUUGUUCCGUAACAGCAAUGCAGACGGUUCUCUUGCUAUGGAUGCCGCUAAUUGCAUGAAUGACACACAAGAUGAUGAAGACAAUGACUUGAAUGAUGACAUAUGCAAUGACUUUUCAAAUUAUGCUCAACCUCAAGAUGAUCUAGGUGAUGAUUCUGACACUUUGCCUUCUCCUACAAAUGAGCAAACUAGCUUUUUAUCCCAAACUGGCGAUGGUAGUUCAUCUAGCUCUGGAAUGAAGCGUCCUAGAGCUGAGGGUAAACCAGCCAAGAGAGAUGUGAGACCGAAAAGUCGGUUGUCAAAAAUAGGGGAUACAAUUGCAACUACUUUGGUGACCCUUCAACAAGAACUCAAGAAGCCGGCACCGGCUCUACCACAUAUGCCUAAUUCUGAUGCUAUCUUGUGGCAACGGAUUGAAAAUAUGACAUUAACUACCGAUCAAAAGCUGAUGGUGGGAACUUUUCUAGCACAUAAGGAUCAAAAGGGUAUGCGUGGUUUUCUAUCCGGUUCAGCUGAGAUGACAUUUCAAUCAUGGGUAUUCAAAUUUCUCAGUGAUUCGGGGCUGUAAUUCCCUAUGUGCUUGACUGCUAUUUUGUUUAAGUGCCAGACUCAUUCAAGAAUUAACUGAAGGUGGAUGGUGUCAAUGACG
Molecule: messenger RNA, 657 nt
Organism: Panicum hallii
Lineage: Eukaryota; Viridiplantae; Streptophyta; Magnoliopsida; Poales; Poaceae
Exons: 2
Coding region: 1-576 (191 amino acids)
Source: RefSeq, a predicted model, not a curated record